GACGUCAUUCGAGAGGGCGAAGAAAUGGGUUCAGGAACUGCAGGCGCAAGGUAUGGAAUAGCUGACUUUGGUAACCCUAAUAUGGUGAUGGCUCUUGCUGGAAACAAAGCUGAUUUAUUAGAUGCAAGGAAGGUGUCUGCAGAGGAGGCAGAGAUAUAUGCUCAAGAGAACAGCCUUUUCUUCAUGGAAACCUCUGCGAAAACCGCAACAAAUGUCAAAGACAUAUUCUACGAAAUUGCGAAAAGGCUACCACGUGUACAGCCAGCAGAAAACCCGACAGGAAUGGUUCUCCCAAACGGGCCAGGGGCUACGGCAACGUCAUUCGAGAGGGCGAAGAAAUGGGUUCAGGAACUGCAGGCGCAAGGUAACCCUAAUAUGGUGAUGGCUCUUGCUGGAAACAAAGCUGAUUUAUUAGAUGCAAGGAAGGUGUCUGCAGAGGAGGCAGAGAUAUAUGCUCAAGAGAACAGCCUUUUCUUCAUGGAAACCUCUGCGAAAACCGCAACAAAUGUCAAAGACAUAUUCUACGAAAUUGCGAAAAGGCUACCACGUGUACAGCCAGCAGAAAACCCGACAGGAAUGGUUCUCCCAAACGGGCCAGGGGCUACGGCAGUGAGUUCAUCGUGUUGUGCUUAGUUUCGUACCUUAAGAGAGAUCUCUUUUGGUUGGUCGCGUAGUAGAGAACAUCGAGACUUCAUGUGUUUGCAUCUUCUUCAUCUUUGUUACUUUGCUUGCAUUGACAUCAACAACAGUGUAUAUCAUGAUAAUACUUCUGCCUUUGUGGAAUAUGAUGAUAUUUGUAUUUGGAGAGGUUUGUUUAACAACAGAGAUGGAAAUCGUGAAAGGCAAUUGGGAUCUACUUAUUGGUUGCUGAAGCAAAAAAUAUGCUUUGAUAAC
This is a messenger RNA of Arabidopsis arenosa, 894 nucleotides long. NCBI's taxonomy places the organism in Eukaryota, Viridiplantae, Streptophyta, Magnoliopsida, Brassicales, Brassicaceae. The record is from the annotation of a GenBank genome assembly.